This is a messenger RNA of Meleagris gallopavo (turkey), 1966 nucleotides long. The record is from RefSeq and is a predicted model, not a curated record. NCBI's taxonomy places the organism in Eukaryota, Metazoa, Chordata, Aves, Galliformes, Phasianidae.
AUCCUGCUCCCUCCUUCUGGUGAGCACAGCAUAGCAACAGUGAGAGGACACUAGCCUGCCUGCUGCUCAAAGCCUGCUGUCACAGUGAUGAAGUCCAGCAAUGUUCAGGGAAAAAAAGUUGCCAUUGUCGGAGGAGGCCUGGUGGGUGCAUUAAAUGCAUGUUUCUUUGCUAAACGAGGUUUCCAUGUUGAUGUUUAUGAAGCCAGAGAAGAUAUCCGGGUGUCCAGCUUUGCCCGUGGAAGAAGUAUUAACUUGGCCCUGUCACAUAGAGGACGCCAGGCCCUGCAGGCUGUGGGGUUGGAAGAGCAGAUUGUGUCCAAAGGUAUCCCCAUGCACGCACGGAGAAUACACACGCCACUGGGGAAGAAGUACUCUAUCCCUUAUGGCAAGAAGAACCAGUACAUUCUCUCUGUGGACAGAGCAAACUUAAACAGAGAGCUGUUAACAGCUGCUGAGAAGUACUCCAACACUAAACUGUACUUCGGACACAAGCUAAUAGAGUGCAAUGCAGAGUUGGGGACAUUAAUCAUUAAAAGGUCCGGCCAGCUACCCCUGGAAGUCACCUACGAUCUCAUUGUGGGAUGUGAUGGAGCCUUCUCAACAGUCAGAAAGCAGUUCAUGAGGCAAACACGCUUCAACUACAGCCAUGAGUACAUCCCACAUGGCUACAUGGAGCUGACCAUCCCUCCCAAGGAUGGAGAUGACAAGUCUUUCACCUGCACUCUCUUCAUGCCCUUUGAGGAAUUUGAGAAGCUAAUGACUGGAGAGCAAGUACUGGAUUUUUUCCAGACCUACUUCCCAGACUCCAUUCCCCUCAUCGGAGAGCGAGAGCUGAAGCAUGACUACUUUUUGCUGCCAGCCCAGGCCAUGAUAUCUGUGAAGUGCUCCUCCUAUCACCUCUCUUCCCGUUGUGUGCUGAUGGGAGAUGCAGCUCAUGCUGUUGUGCCUUUCUACGGACAGGGCAUGAAUGCAGGUUUUGAGGAUUGCCUGGUCUUUGAUGAAUUAAUGGAACAGUUCCACAAUGACCUGGGUGCCUGCCUCCCCGAGUUCUCCAGGCUGAGGGUGCCCGAUGACCAUGCCAUCUCAGAUUUAGCCAUGUACAACUACGUAGAGAUGCGAGAGCAUGUCAAUUCGACAUGGUUCAUUUUCCGGAAGCAGAUCAACAACCUCCUCCACACCCUCAUGCCUUCUACCAUCAUCCCACUGUACACAAUGGUGACAUUCAGCAGGAUUCGCUACCAUGAGGCGCUUCAGCGCUGGAAAUGGCAGGAAAAGAUAAUUAAUCGAGGGCUCUUCAUCAUGGGGGCAGCAGGGCUGGGCGGCACCUACCUGCUCAUAAAGAGACUGACACGGGACUGGUACUUCUUCAUACCAAACUUGUGGGGCUGGUGCAAUUACAUCAAGAAUAUAGGAAAUUUUCCUUUUAGCACCCAAUUUGCACAAAUGUAACAGAAGGUUCUGGGGCAAUAAAAGUGAAGGCACAGGCUGUUGGCUCAGCUUGGUGACUUUUUUCUCUGUUGGGAUGAGGUUCCUUCUGUCCCCUGCCCCCAGGGGUGAGAAACUCACUGGGGCACAGAGGGUUCAUAUGCAUCUCUGCCUAAUUUAAGCUGCUUUGUGUUUCGAGUGAUGCUGCAUGUCAUAGGCUGGGCAUAGGGCUUGUGUGCAGUAAUGGGAAGAAUGUGCAGCCUCUAGCCAGAAAGACAGUUGGGAUCACUUGGGGCUUCUCAGUCCUCCCUGAGACUGUGCCACUAUGGCUGACUUCUGCUCGUAUCAGAACCCAGUGCCUCCCUACUUUUAUCUUCCUCAUAUAUCUUUGGAACUAGAUUAUCUUUUCUAGUUUCUCCUCUUUAAUUUCUCCUUAUGAACCAGCUUAGUAACAUAUAUCUGUUGAAGAAACAUAUCCUUGACUCAAUGUUGAUAUUUCUGCCUAAAUAAAUAAAAAGAUAUCACAAACUUUGAAAAAAUA